GCAAAUGUUCCUUUAUUGUUUUUACUUAACAAAUAAACAUGUAGGGCCAUAUUUGAUACAUUUUAUACAGAAAAAAACAAAUAAUUUUAUUUUAUGCACUAUUUUAGUAAUCCAUGAAAUUGUGUCUUUUUCUUUUCUACUCUCGUGUCAGUUUUUGUUAUCUGGAAUAAUUUUAUGCUAAAAAAAUUCAGUUAAUUCAUUCUUGACUUUAGUUUUAUUUUUUACUUUUAUUUUAUUUUUAUUUCCGUCUUAUAAAGGUUUUUUUGCAACUGCAUUUAUGCUAUAUUGGUGUGAUUAGAAGUAUGACCUUGGCAUGGUACGGAUUCGCAAAUAUCUAAAAGUGUAAAUGAAUAUGUGUUUCUUGAUCACCUUAUGGGGGCAAAACUUUAAUUAGUCAUAACGUUUAGUUUACUUUCAGAGACGUUAUUUAUAUGUUAUUAGUUGUGGAGUAAGAUGUGGUUUUGUAAGAGUAAAUCUUCGACUUGAGUUGAGAGGUAAUGGAGUGAUAGUCAGCACCAUGGACAGCGAAACGCAUACUCUUUUUUUUCCAUCUCGACGUUCUUAUUCUUCUAUUUUAUGAUCAUUGGCAAUGUCGUGUUUGCUUUGUACAAUUUUAUGAUGCUUUGCUUUAGCCUUCUUUAUUUUCCACAUUUUAUUCAUCCUAAAAAUAUUUUUUACAUAUAAUUUUGUGUCUCAACAUUGUUUUUUUUAUAUGAAUUAAUAUCACACUCUCCUGUAUUUUCACAAUUUGGACUCAAAGGGCCGCUGUUGCCCAGUGAUUUGAAGCUGCAAUAAGCUUUUAUUAAACAUCCUCUCUUACUCCGGUCAGACAUUUUUAUGAGGAGCGCUCACUUGGCAGACGUGGGAGCUCGGCUUUAUUCCUGGAUCUAUUAGGCCACUAUUGACAUUUUUCUUGGAAUUACGCGUUUCUUUCAUUUCAAUAUCCAUUUGGUCGGAUUCAUCUUCUCUUCAAUGGAAUAAAACGCGGCAUCCAUUGUUCGGCAUUGCCUUCGGACAGAACAAUGAAACGGCAAGUGCUGCUCAUAUCGGUCCUGUGUCUCGGUUCUGUGUUCGGUCAGGUCAGCUAUUCAGUUCCAGAGGAAAUGCCAAAAGGCUCUUUGGUCGGGAACAUAGCACAGGAUUUAGGCUUGGAUCUUAGACGUCUUAAAUCGGGCAAAGCUCGCAUCUACACGACAGACAGGACGCAGUUUAUCGAGCUGAGCAGAGAACGGGGAGUCCUCUUCAUGAAGGAAAAAAUAGACCGCGAGGCUCUGUGCAGACAGACAACGCCUUGUGCGUUACAUUUCCAGAUCACGCUAGAGAGCCCACUAGAGCUGUUUCCCGUUACCGUUGAGGUUACUGAUAUUAACGACAACGCGCCGGCUUUCCAAAAGGAGGAGAGGGUUUUUGAGAUAAGCGAGUCAGCAGCCAUCGGCUCUAAAUUCAUGCUAGAAAAGGCAAUUGAUCCUGACAUUGGACGCAAUGGUCUUCAGAGAUACACUCUGAAACCGAGUGAUAAUUUUAAUCUGCAAGCUCACGCUCGGUCUGAUGGAAGCAAGAAAGUGGAAAUGGUUUUACAAAAGCCUUUAGACCGAGAGAAGCAGGAGCAUUUAUCGUUAGUGUUGACAGCGGAGGACGGAGGAGAACCGCAAAUGACAGGAACAAUGAGGAUCAGAGUGACCGUGCUGGAUGCAAAUGACAACACACCAGUUUUUAGUAAAACAGUUUAUAAAGCGACUAUUACUGAAAACUCGGCAAAAGGGACGCUCGUUACCAAGGUUACAGCUAAUGAUGCAGACAGCGGCGCAAAUGCAAAGGUAACUUAUGUUAUUGGAAACAGCAUGGAGACGGUUUCUGAACUAUUUUACAUUAAUAAUGACGGUGAUGUUCUUCUAGCUGGAGCAGUAGAUUAUGAAAAGGAAAAAAUGUUUACCCUCGAUAUAGAAGCGAUUGAUCAGGGUGGGCUCUCUGGAUCAAGUAAGAUCAUAAUCGAUGUAAUAGAUGUAAAUGAUAAUAAUCCAUCCAUUAAUGUGAUUUCAGCAUCAGGCUCAAUACCAGAGGAUUCAGCCCUCAAGACAGUUAUAGCCCUAAUAAGUGUUAAUGACCCUGAUUCUGAUAAUAACGGUAAGGUAACAUGUGUUUUGAAUGAUAUAAUCCCUUUUGAAAUUAAGGCUACAUCGAAUAAUUUCUAUAGUUUAGUGACAGACAGCAAGUUAGACAGGGAGAGAGCCUCUGAGUAUAACAUCACCGUGAGCUGCUCUGAUGAAGGAGUGCCCUCCCUCUCCAGCAGCGUCACUCUCACCUUACAGAUCUCUGAUGUGAACGACAACGCGCCUGUCUUUGAGAGGAGCUCAUAUGAGGCCUACAUUGUAGAAAACAACACACCAGGUCUCUUUAUAUUCACAGUGAAAGCCACAGACGCUGACUGGAACCAGAAUGCCCGUGUUUCUUACAUACUGGAGGACUCCUCCGUUAACGGAGUUCCGGUCUCCUCAUAUGUGUCCGUUAGUGCUGAUAGCGGAGUCAUCCACGCAGUGCGCUCUUUUGACUACGAGCAGAUCAAAGACUUCCGGUUUCACGUUAAAGCGCAGGAUGGAGGCUCUCCUCCUCUCAGCAGCAACGUGACUGUGAAAAUACUGAUCCAGGACCAGAACGAUAACCCCCCUCAGGUCCUGUACCCGGUCCAGACUGGAGGCUCCGUGGUGGCUGAGAUGGUGCCUCGUUCAGCAGAAGUGGGCUAUCUGGUGACUAAAGUGGUGGCUGUUGAUGUGGACUCUGGACAGAACGCCUGGCUCUCCUAUAAACUGCAGAAAGGCACAGACAGGGCGCUGUUUGAAGUGGGCUUACAGAAUGGAGAAAUCAGAACUAUCCGUCAAGUGACUGAUAAAGAUGCUGUGAAACAAAGACUGGCUGUUAUAGUGGAGGACAACGGCCAGCCCUCUCGUUCAGCUACAGUCAUUGUUAACGUGGCGGUGGCGGACAGCUUCCCUGAAGUGCUGUCGGAGUUCACUGACUCUACACACGACAAGGAGUACAACGACAACCUGACUUUUUACUUAGUCUUGGCUCUGGCUGUAGUUUCCUUCCUCUUCAUCACCUGUUUGGUGGUUAUCAUCUCAGUGAAAAUCUACAGAUGGAGACAGUCUCGCAUCCUGUAUCACUCCAGCCUCCCCGUCAUUCCAUAUUAUCCACCACGUUACUCAGACACGCUGGGGACAGGAACUCUCCAACAUGUGUACAACUACGAGGUGUGCAGGACCACUGACUCCAGAAAGAGUGACUGUAAGUUCGGCAGAGCUGCUAGUCAGAACGUGUUGGUAAUGGACCCCAGCUCUACAGGAACCAUGCAGAGGAUGCAGGGUGAGAAGAGCAUCCUGGAUGAGCCUGACUCUCCUUUAGAGCAAAAGCCUCCCAACAACGACUGGCGAUUUACGCAGGGACAGAGACCCGGACCAAGUGGUCCCCACAUGCCAUACGGUACACACAUACGAUGGACGCCGAAGAAUGGGACAAGGGCAACUGGAGGACCUGAGGUUGCCAUGGGAACUGGCCCAUGGCCCCAGCCCCCUACUGAAGCAGAGCAGCUUCAGGCACUGAUGGCUGCUGCGAACGAAGUGAGUGAGGCCACGGCCACCCUCGGGCCCGGCACCAUGGGGCUGAGCACCCGCUACAGCCCCCAGUUCACUCUGCAGCACGUGCCUGACUAUCGCCAGAACGUCUACAUCCCCGGCAGCACGGCCACCCUCACCUCCAACCCGCAGCAGCAGCAGGCCACGGCCCAGCAGGCUACGCAGCAGGCGCUGCCCCCGCCUCAGGCCGCCGCCCAGGCUGAACCCCCGAAAGCGGCCCAGACACCUGCCUCCAAGAAGAAGUCCACCAAGAAGGAGAAGAAGUAGACGUGGACGGAGAGAGGUGAAGGGAUGAUGAUGUGAUGAGAACCCCCCACACCCCCCCAUUAGGUAUCUCACUGCUCUGCUGUCACAUGGACGCUGUUGAUGGUUCUCUGAAAGGUUGUAGAAGAAUCCAAAUGUGCUGGAGGUUUUCAUUAUUAACCCAUGCUAUGCUUCAGUCUAGUAAUGUUCAUGUAAUCUUUGUGGGUAGAUAUUCUUGGCAGGGUAUGAGGGGUUACCGUUGUUUUGUCUUUUUUUUUUCUUUUCUUUCAACAAAAACAAAAAAACAAAAAAAAUCUGGUGGACAAAGAGAUUGAGUGUAAUGAACCUUGCUGGGAUGACAAGGCCACACACAACGAUGUAUUCAGAGAUGAAAUGUUAAUGUCUCUCAUGUUGGAUUUAUUGUUGCGCUCUCCCGCAGAGGGAAAGUCGACUUUUGUAAAGUACGCUGGUUGCCAUCCACUCUCCUCCUCCAUAAGGGUCGGCCUUAGCUUACGGCUGAUGUUGAACAGGUAUUACAGACUCUUCUUCUGCAUGCUCAUUUAGGUUCAAACCACUUACACUAGUUUAGAGUUGCAAACUAUGCAUUGCAAAAGGAAAGAGGAGGACAUCCUGGAUCCAAGUUCCUCCCGCCAAUCCAAGGUCAACAUAAUGCUCACAUAAGCAUUUACUUGACACAGAAUGAAUUACUUUUGUAAUCAUAGUUUUAAAAAGAUUUUAAAAAGUAUAAGAUAUUAAUCAUCUGAUAUUUUUUAUGACCCGAGCAUGCACCCACAGGAAUGGGCUGGCCUUAGCCACGCCAGCUCAGUGUACCACCUAGGAUGGGUGUAGUACUGUCCUGCUGCCCUCCUCUUCCUCACACCCCGCUCGUACCCUUCCCUCACCAGUCCCUCCAUGGUUUGAGCCAAUCUAAGAGAAAUGCACUGUCCAUAACCAGUAGAAGAGUCAGGGUUGUAAUCACUUCUGUCUUUAGGGAUAAAUAGAUGUGGUAAACUUACGUGCAUAGGACUUUCUAAACACUUUGUAAACCUGUAGGGCCUUGAUGGAGACUUUCCUUCACUUUCUCAAGGUGCUGAAGAAAUAUCUUGAUGUGACAUCGUACAUUCUUGCUUUCUUUUCUGUUGGGAGACCUUAGUUCAGUCGUGUAAUGCAGUUUGUUUAAAAUAUGAAGUCUUUGAUUUGCCGUCCAUCCGUCUGUCAAGCUUCUCGCCAGGUUAAACUGCAUGAAAGUAAAAGGCAGCUUGCAGGUGGGAAUCAGGGGGGGUCAGUGACAAGCUAAAGGACUGAGGCGGCACCAGAGAAGGGUGGGAUGCAACUUUGGCUCUACUCACUGAAUGUACAGAGGACCCGCAGUUGGCCUGCCCACCCUUAAAGCACUGACCCAGGUGGAGGUCAACAAGCACAGCCACCCCAGCUCUCAAGCAUCUCCUUUACUGAAAUGAACGAGAAUUCUGGUCCUCUCUGCCUCUCACCUGCCUGCACCCCCCACCCCCACCUGGCUCUGUGAGGCCUCGGCCCCCCCACCUGUAAAUAAACACAAGUCAGAUCGAUAGUACGAGCCAAGUGUUUGCAAACGCAGGGACCUCAUCUGACAUUUUCACAAUGAAAGUCCCUCUCAACAAGGCGUGGCUUACUACUGGAAUGUGUUGCAUUUUGUUUUUCAAGAAAAUAAAAAACCCACACUUAAAAAAACUAGAUCAACAAUAAACAAAAAAACUGACAUGUUCUCCAAGAGUUUGUGUUGCAAUGUAGUAACUAAGCACCAAGGAAGCCAACUAACUCGUCAGUGUAAAUAAAUGAAUUAAAGAUAACUUUAGAUAAGUAAAAAAAAAAAAAAAGUGACACACGUAGACUAGAUAUAACUUGUGUUAUCUGUUGCGCAUAUUUUUGUGUUUAUUUCCUCUUUAUUAUCGUUUAUCACCUCGUAAAGAAAGAAGACAAAGAAAAAAAAGAAUAUGGAAAUGUUUCUAUCCCUCUGUAACAUCUUAAUGUUAUUUUUGCAGUGAUUUCUCUCUUGUGCAUUUGUGAAAUAAUGCCUCUCAUUCUCUCUUUCUGUCCAUAUGAACAAAUGAUUAUAAAUAUUAUAUGUGUGAGUCCGUCCGCUGCUGAAUUAAUACUACUCUAUCCUGCUGUAUUAUCUUUCUUAUAAAAUGCUUUUCCCCUCUUCAUGCUUCACUUCUUGUGUUACGCUCUUAUUUUUAUGCUAAUAUUUAUAUUUCUGUUUUAUUUUCUCUUGGACACUGACAUUUCAAAUAAAAAGAAAUCAUAUAAAAAAACUUUAAA
Messenger RNA from Nothobranchius furzeri (turquoise killifish), 6173 nucleotides. Its product is annotated as protocadherin gamma-C5. Gene Ontology annotation, biological process: homophilic cell-cell adhesion. Gene Ontology annotation, cellular component: plasma membrane. The record is from RefSeq and is a predicted model, not a curated record. Gene Ontology annotation, molecular function: calcium ion binding. Lineage: Eukaryota; Metazoa; Chordata; Actinopteri; Cyprinodontiformes; Nothobranchiidae.